AUGGCCAAGGGUAAGAAACCUAAGUCGGCAGACCAAAAGGCCCGCACGGCAGCGAAGCAAAUGAAGAAGGCCGCGAAAGGCGAGAAAAAGAAAAGCGCCAAAGCAGCGGCUUUGAACGCCGAUUCGGACGGUGACGACGAUGGUGAUCUUGAUGCUAUGCUAGCUGCUUACGCUGAAGAGCAGGCCAAGUACCUCAAGGUCACAGAGCAGCCUUGUGACCCUCCUGGCCCGAGGUCGUCCAGCACCAUAGUCGCCUCGCCCUCCAACAGAAACGAGCUGUUCGUUUUUGGUGGCGAGUACCAUGAUGGGAGCACCGCCUCCUUCUACAAUGACCUAUUCGUAUACCUCAUCGAUAAAGGUGAGUGGCACCAGAUAGUCUCAGGAAACAGCCCCUUGCCCCGGAGCGGGCAUGCUGCCUGUCGAGGCGGUAACACUGGUGGCAUUUACGUCUCUGGGGGUGAAUUUUCCUCCCCGAAGCAGAACCAAUUUUAUCACUAUCACGACUUUUGGCAUUUGGACACUGAAACAAGAGAGUGGAUCAAGCUCGAACCACGGGGAAAAGGCAAAAGCCCACCUGCUAGAAGCGGUCACCGGAUGACAUAUUUCAAGAACUAUAUUGUGCUCUUCGGCGGUUUUCAAGACACGUCACAGCAAACAAAGUACCUCAAUGACACAUGGAUUUAUGACUGCAAGGAGAAUACGUGGCAUGAGAUGAAACUACAACCGGCAGCCCAAAGACCCGACCCUCGUUCCUCGUUCAGUUUGCUGCCCCACGAAUCUGGCGCUGUUUUGUACGGAGGCUACUCUCGUGUGAAGACAACCACAGGUGCUGGAGCUGGCGGGAAGCAAGCUGGCAAAGGGAGCAGCGGUUCAGCCCCAGUGCGCAAUAUCCUCAAACCUCUUGUGCACCAAGAUACAUGGUUCCUCCGCAUCACGCCGCCAGCCUCAGAUGCCCCAAGCGGUACCCCUCCAGCACUCCGCUGGGAACGUCGGAAACGGCCGGCCAAUGCACCAAACCCACCUCGGGCAGGUGUAACCAUGUCCUUCCAUAAAGGGCGCGGGAUCUUGUUCGGAGGCGUGCACGAUGUCGAAGACAGCGAAGAAGGCAUUGACAGCGAGUUUUUCAACGAGCUGUUUAUCUGGAACAUUGAUCGAAAUCGAUUCUUCCCACUGUCCCUGAGAAGGCCGAAGGCCGGCGGUCCCAAAAAGCAACUCCAGAACGCAGCCCGAGGAGGUCGGGCUCGAGGCAAAGCGGACGAGGAAGAACUCCUGCGCAACCUCGCGGCUCUCGAGACCAAGGGCACGAUAUCGGCCGCCGAGGGUAUCGAGCUUGAUAUAAAGGACGAGGAAGAGCCUGAACCCGAGCCUCCGAAACGUGUCUAUCCCGUGCGGUUCGAGAUGCCCCAUCCUCGCUUCAACGCGCAGCUUGCCGUACAGGACGACACGCUGUAUAUCUUUGGAGGCACCUUGGAGAAGAAAGACGUCGAAAUCACGUUCUCUGACCUCUACGCCAUUGACCUGGGCAAGCUCGACGGUGUGAAAGAACUGCACUACGUCGAACCGACCAAUUGGAACGUGACUAUCCAAGAAGAUAGCGACGAGGAGAUGGAUGAUGAUGAUGACGACGACGACGAUGAUGACCUCGAAGGCGGGGACGAUGAGAUGGAAGACAUGGACACGGACGAAGACCUCGAAAGUAGAACGGACACCAUGUCCAUCGACACGCGGCCCUCCAUCUCCACAGCCCAAACGACACCCAUGUUACGGCCGACCGAACUCGAGACCGAACCCGAGAUCCUUGCGUCGCAGGACCCCCGCCCCUUCCCACGCCCGUUCGAGUCUCGCCGAGACUUCUACACCCGCACCUCGGAAGACUGGCAGCGCUUGCUCAUCGAGAAUCAGUCGUACGGGGGCAGAGCUGAGAUGGCGGCGUUGGCGGCAGAGCAGACGAUCAAGGAGUUGAGGAAGAAGGCAUUCGAACAGGCAGAGGAGAGGUGGUGGGAUUGUCGCGAGGAGGUGGCGAGAUUGGAGGACGAGCAGGAAGAGGCGGGCAUUGGCGAGAUUGUCAGCAUGGAAGGUCGGAGUGCUGACGCGGGCGCGGGCAGGAGACGUUAA
Molecule: messenger RNA, 2115 nt
Organism: Fonsecaea pedrosoi CBS 271.37
Lineage: Eukaryota; Fungi; Ascomycota; Eurotiomycetes; Chaetothyriales; Herpotrichiellaceae
Exons: 1
Coding region: 1-2115 (704 amino acids)
Molecular function (GO): protein binding
Source: RefSeq, a predicted model, not a curated record